UGUUUUUAGGUAAUAAAUCAUCAUUGAUCAAGAUGUCUUCAGCACCUGAACCCCCAGCCUUUAAAAGUGAAUCGCCCAAAGAGAAAGACUUUAGAAACCCAGGACUCAGAGGGGUCCGCACAACAACCUUAUUUCGAGCUGUGAAUCCAGAGCUUUUCAUUAAACCUAACAAACCGGUAAUGGCUUUUGGAUUGAUAACCCUUUCACUUUGCGUGGCUUAUAUUGGUUAUCUACAUGCAACAGAAGAGAAUAAAAAGGACCUCUAUGAAGCUAUUGAUAGUGAGGGACACAGUUAUAUGAGGAGAAAAACAUCUAAGUGGGAUUAACAGUGCUACAGUUUUAUUAAAGGCUGCAAAAUCUUCAAAUAAAAGACUUUAUGAGCUCAUAGUAUCAUGUUUCUUGUUCUAGAAUAUGUUAAUAAGGAAAGAAGAUAACAGUUGCAACCAGACCACUAUAUAAUUUUGUCUUUCAAAGCUGCAGCCAUUUCAUCUUUUUCCACAGAAAGAGCUUCUCAAUGUUUCUUCUUAUUGAAUUCUCUUAUAAAAGUGCCAUGAGAAUGGAAGUCGUUUUUGUAAAUUAUUAACUUCUCUAUAAUAAAGGUACUCUGUGCUGUUAAAUUU
Trichechus manatus latirostris (Florida manatee) is the source of this 620-nucleotide messenger RNA. RefSeq names its product small integral membrane protein 8 (gene SMIM8). The transcript is spliced from 2 exons. The coding region runs from base 33 to 326 and encodes 97 amino acids. NCBI's taxonomy places the organism in Eukaryota, Metazoa, Chordata, Mammalia, Sirenia, Trichechidae. The record is from RefSeq and is a predicted model, not a curated record.